This is a messenger RNA of Cyphomyrmex costatus, 1431 nucleotides long. It is a transcript of the gene IFT43, whose product is annotated as intraflagellar transport 43. Bases 690 to 1277 code for a protein of 195 amino acids. Gene Ontology annotation, cellular component: intraciliary transport particle A; cilium. The transcript is spliced from 7 exons. NCBI's taxonomy places the organism in Eukaryota, Metazoa, Arthropoda, Insecta, Hymenoptera, Formicidae. The record is from RefSeq and is a predicted model, not a curated record. Gene Ontology annotation, biological process: intraciliary retrograde transport.
UCUCUCUCUCUCUCUCUUUCUAGAACAAAUUUUUGUUUAUUCGAUAAAUGUGUGUGUGUUUGGUUUUGAGAGGAGUUUUGUGAUUCGAAGUAUUCGAACACCGUCUAUCGAGCACCACCAGUACUAAUCCAGAAACCAGAUUUUGAUCACACUUUUUCGAUGUAGUCCUGUCUCAACUAUCUUCCUCUCUUCUCUGGGGACUCCUGUGGAACACUGCGGAAGGUUAGAAGUGUCUGAGAAACACUGGCCACAUUUGUUCUGUUACUCCGAAACCUGGAGCUGGACCAAUCAUAUCAAGAAAAACAUAGAAGAGGAACAAACGCAUGCGCUUUACCAACAUUUAUCCGUUACUACCUUUCUCUCUCGCACAGAUUUUUGCUAGAAAAAUAUCAGGGCGCUCCAAUUCCAGUGAGAGAUGAUAAUGAAGUCGACAUCGAAUUGAUGUCGAUUCGACGUUGAAAUCAUCAAUAUGUUCUAAGAUAUACACAGCAAGUCAAGCAAUUUUCAAUUUUUCCGUGAAUAAGGUCGGUCGUCAUGGUUACCGCUAUACCGCUUGCAAAUAUAAGCAGCGCUCAGCAGCCAUACACUUGUCAAAUGUACCGUAAAGUCUGACUUAAAGUGCCUCAAGUUACAAUACAGGAGCAAUCACCUGAUUCUUCGACGCAUGUUUUAAUUCUGCGUAAAUAAAGAUGGAUUGGGCCAACGAUCUUGAGAUCACUUCGAAAAAGCUACUACCUCGUCUAGGUAGACGUGCAGGUCAGAAUAGUUUGUUGGAAGAUAAUAAAUCUGAUGACGAUCCUUUGGAGAGUCCUAUUUCCUUAUCAUCCGGAAAGUCUAUAUCUAUGCAAAGACCAAUAGUUCCACCUAGGUCGAGGAAAACCGGCUGGGGCGAUGAAUUAAAAAGUGGCAAAUCAAAGACAACGUCAAACAUCAUUGAACAGGAACGUUUUCGAGUGAUUGAAAAGGAGGAGCAAGAAGAUGAUAUUCCAGUUAUACCAGAUUUGGAUGAAAUUCAGGAAGAUAAUAUCUCAUCUGACAUUGCAAGUGCUCCUACAGUCAACGUAAAUAGAGUGACUGCGUACGAGGAAUUGGAUACUGAUCUGGUAAAAAAUGCUGCGUAUACAUCAUUGGAUGGAGUCAGCCUUUCUCUCCUUGCAGACAAACUGUACAAUGAGAAUUUAGUGAAGGAACCGGACGAAGUUUGGAAUUGGAAUCUUCUUUUUACACAAAUUUCUUCGGAGAUUAAUAGCGAAACGCAGAAAAAGAUCGAGGCUUGACGAAGCAUUUUGUAUUUUGAAAUAAAAACGAAAAUUUCUUACAAAUAUAUAACAACAUUCUCAAUUAUAUCAUUUGUUGAGGUGCGAUAUUAUUUGAAAUUUAAAUCAAUUCUCUCAUAACUUGGAAACAAUCUUAGAGAUUAAUGUAAUCAUU